AUGGGCGCGAUCUUCGGCGCCUUCGGCGGCGUGACCUUGGGCCCCUUCGCGGGCGUGGCCCUGGGCCCUUCCGCGGGCGUCACCUCGGGCCUUUCAUGGGCGCGGCGCAGCGCGCCCCAGUCUUUGCCGUCGAAGCCCGCGGGCUGGGGCAGAGGGUGGGCGACGUCGCGCGCCAUCCCCAGCGUGCGCGUGAACGGGCCCUCGCCGUCCGAGUCGAACAGCGAGAUCGCGCCCCGGCCCGCCGCCUUCUCGAGGGCGCGCGCGAGGUCGACGUCGUCAGCGCCGCUGUUCUCGGGGCUUGGGCCCCUGCCCCCUCCCUUGGCGCGCGGCGCGGUGCCGCCUGCCUUCGGCGUGCUCGGGGCCCCUCCGCCGCCCGGGCCGCCAGCGGGCCGGGGGCGCGGAGCCGCGCCGCCCAACGCCGAUCAAUCGCGGGUGGGGCGCGCGGUCCACCGCGCCGACUUGCGCAGCAUCAGCAGCGCGCUGCCGCGCGCGGAUUCCGCGGGCAGCGGCGGCGGCGCCCUCCGCCCGCGCGCGGGCGCGCCCGCGGCGGCCGUGCUGGCCGAGCUGGAGCGGCUGCUGGCGCGGUUGGAGGCGGGCGAGCUCGGCGGCGGAGCCGUGCCAGGCGCUUGCGGGCCGCAGCUGGACGACCUCGUCUUGUACGCGCACGGCGUGGUGAUGCUGGCAAUCCCCGAGGAGCUGGCCCCGUGGAGCCCAGAGCUGCCCGGCCUCGCGCGCCUGCGCCGCUUCGUGGAGGGCAUGCCGGCGCUCCUCGAGCGGGGCGGGCCAGCUGCGAAGGGCGAGUUCGAGCGCCACGUGCUCGCGCAGCUCGCGGCGCACGAGCUUCCUCACGUUGCAUCUUCGGGGGGCCUCGGCUGUCCCCGCAAUCUGUAUGUUUUCUUGUGCCCGACGCGGGCUCGAUGUGGAUUCGACCCGGAAGAUGGCGUGGAUUCGACGCGG
This is a messenger RNA of Prorocentrum cordatum, 957 nucleotides long. The record is from the annotation of a GenBank genome assembly. Lineage: Eukaryota; Dinophyceae; Prorocentrales; Prorocentraceae.